Messenger RNA from Cetraspora pellucida, 552 nucleotides. Lineage: Eukaryota; Fungi; Glomeromycota; Glomeromycetes; Diversisporales; Gigasporaceae. The record is from the annotation of a GenBank genome assembly.
AUGCAAGAUCUUGCAAAUAUAAUUAUAAUAUUAAAUAUAAGAUCCGCCAAAGUUGUCACUCUUCAUAUUAUUAAUUAUGAACCUGGUAAAUCAAAUCCUCCUGAAUGGUACAAGUCUAGUUAUUCUUGGUAUUGUAUCAAGUAUAUUAAAAAUAAAGGAGAAGCAAAAAAUAAUCCCGAACCUCGGCAAUUUCUAUCUAUGAAAAAGAAUCCAAAACGUGCAAAAGAAUUGCUUACCUGGAUCCAAGAUGCAAUAGCAACUAAAAAAUUAUGCAAUCCUGUCUUUAGUAUUAAUGGAAAAUGCAGUACAGGAGUAUUUAGUAAAUUUUUAAAAUCAUAUGGUAUUACAACCAAAAGAUUAAGAAAAAUUAGAAGUAAACAUGCUUCUAAAGUUCAUGAUGAUCAAAAUCCAACUUUGCAAUAUCUCGAAUUCCUUAGCAGAGUUGUAAUGAGACAUAAGAUGGAUCAUCAUAAUUCUGGAAUGUAUUAUACUGAGGAUGAUACUUCUGAUUUGACCUUAACUCAAAUCCAGAUCCUGAACCUGAAGCCUUAG